Molecule: messenger RNA, 3579 nt
Organism: Megalopta genalis
Lineage: Eukaryota; Metazoa; Arthropoda; Insecta; Hymenoptera; Halictidae
Product: NCK-interacting protein with SH3 domain
Biological process (GO): endocytosis
Molecular function (GO): protein binding; Arp2/3 complex binding
Source: RefSeq, a predicted model, not a curated record
UCAAUUUGAAAAUUUAUAAACUUAUUACCGACCGAGGAAUGAUUAUCGAUUGCAGCGCGUAUGUAGUUCAAGGAAAAACAAACAGGCGGUGAUUUGUAGUUAAAAACUGUUUCCCGCGGGGACAAGUUUCUGUGAUAGUCACUUGACGCUCUUUAUUCGAUUAAAAAGGUUUACACUCUCUUCGCAAACGACCUUCACCGUGAUAGGAAAGACUGCAAUAUAGUCCGCAUGCGUUAUCAACUAGUGGGGGAAACUGCAUGUGCAUUUGUGCAUUUAUACGAGAAGCAGAGGAUUUCCGCAGCAUUCUGCUUCGCGCAACCGUAUGAGGUGAGGGUGAAAUGCGUUAUACGUAUAUGCACCGCUAUAGAUGCAUCCGUAAUCCGUAAUUUACCCAUACGUUGGGUAUCCUCUCAUGCAGUAUUGCAACUUGCAAUUUGCAACAACUGCAAUUCGGUGUCAUUUGGCCUACGCCAAUCUCACGUUAUAGGGGGCCUCUCGAAUCUAUCUAUAUAGUCAGUGGACAAAAAAGGACAGCCAAGAAAAAUAAUGUCGGGCACGAAUGAAAGUGAAAUUAGUGAGCGGCGGUAGGCAGGCAGUUCACUUCCCGUUUACUUUUCAUCUGGGCGUUGUCCCUUCGUGAACGGAAAGCGCUCUCCGUUUCAAUCGGCGACCAUGGGUGACAAUUCCGCGAGGUUAGCAGAGAAUUAUGAAAUGCUUAAGGCUCUCUACGAUUUCAAGGCCACGUUCGCCAAGACCCUCACUUUCCAGGAGGGUGAUUAUUUCAUUCUAUACCAGAUCAAUACCAAGCAGAGAAAUUGGUGGCAGGUGGUCAACAGAAACGGGCUUAUCGGGUACAUACCAUCGAAUUAUGUCUCUACCAUCAAGGUACCUGCUCAAACGUUGAUAGAAUUUUUGGAGGAUUGCAUUGAACAUGUGAAGGAAGAGACAAAGCAGCAGACUGGAUCCUUGUAUGUGGAGAAACAAGACCUUCUCUUGAAAUUGAUAGAGAAGAAAAGACAGGCAGAGUCUAAUAAGAAGACUAAGAAGCAAGCUCCAAUGCCUCCUGAUUUUGGGAACACCACGCCUAGCAAAGAAAUAUGUUCACCUCUCUAUAAUGCCAAAGAGGGGGAUGUUAACACAGCUCCUAGCAAUACUUCUUAUAUGACAGCACAAACAUUGCACACUAAUGCUAGUGAUGAUAAAGAGGAAGAGCCUGUUGUUCCACAAUGUCAGCAAAGAAGACAAUCUUUGCCAAGACAGUCUUCUUCGGAGACUCAGAAGAUUCAGGCUGAGAUAAAGAAGAGUCCCUCCCAUGGCAGCAACAGGCAGACUCCCACUAGUUCGCCUAUGAAAACUAAAUCAACUUGUGAUAUUAAUUCUCACACAGCUUAUCAGCUACUUGACCAAGUUCGUAGGAAUACUCAGUUAAGCUAUGAGAUGUCUAAGGUGGCAGUCACUGUAGUGGUCACUGGACUCCAGCAAUUAUUGCCCAAGAAUGUGAGCCACUACUUCGAUGUACUGCUGCAUCAGCUGGAAACACCAUUUACUGUGUCACAAAUGAGCAUAGAGGAGACUUAUGAUGCCAAUAGAUUGAAAGUAAUUUUUAUAGAGCUUACUUCCUGCAAGGAAGAUUCACAACAGAGAAAUUGGAUGCUAUAUGAAGAUGAAUCUGUUAUUGUUGACUAUAUCAAAGAACUUACCUCAAUAUUGACGAACGCAGAUGCGAACGUAUCUAGAUAUAUUUUGCAACAGGAUCAGUAUAAUGGAGUUAAUGUACUAAUACAAUAUUAUCAGAUGGAACCCAGGUGGACUAUUAGACAAUUGUUGUUACAAUCGUUUGGGGUGAUGUGCAGUUUGGAUUCUGUGAUCUUAACUAUAAUGUUAAACAGUGUGUUGCCCAUGGAACUGGCAAGGGACAUGCGGAGUAAUCCUAGGAAUGUAACAAAAUUAAAUUAUUCUUCGUUAUUGCUUACUAUGAUUUUCUCAAUGGGUGAACCUAUGCCAGUUACUCACUUAGAGCAACUGGGUCCAGAUUUCAUUGCCUUUGUUCUGGAUUUAAUAGAAAAUCCCCCAGACAUGGACUUGGAAGAUCAGAUUUCAGAUCUGUUUGUGAAUUUAAUAUUGUCUUACAAUUUACAAUUUACAAAUUCGGAGAACAUAGUUCUGAACACGCUGAAGGAACGAACAGUGGCAAAAAUUUUUACCGAGAAAAUUUUACUUCUGUUCAAUAGAGAAGAGGAUCCAGUCCGUAUAUUUGAUCACGAACCGCCUCCACCUCAUUCUAUACUCAAAUUAUUUAUUGACCUAUUCAAUAAUGAUGUUACUGCGGGUCUCUUUUACACCAAUGAUGUAAAAGUUCUAAUUGAUAUUAUUUUGCGGCAGCUAUACGAUAUGUUUCCUGGGGAUAAGCGUAGGCAGUAUUUAGAAUUAUGCAGACGAGUUCUGCGAACCUCCGGCUACAACGAGCACAGAUAUCGCUCUGAGGACCUACUCAAAUGUUUCACAAGAAUAUUCUGCGAGGAAACCGGAGAGAGCCAAGAGGAUCAACAGUCGGUACGCGAAAUCAGCAAUGAAUUUCCGCAUUUGUUCAAAAUGUGACAUUUACUUCAGUCCUCCGACAAGCCUGACUUGGAAGAGGAUGAUUUGCAAACUCUAGUAUAAAUGCGACUUUGGUAUGUAUCGAAUACAUCGGAGCAGAAGAUGAAGUACGAAUCAACAGGUUACCGAUCAGAAAUGUUCUUUAUUUUUCUAACUUCGAUUUUGCAUAUAUUUUGCUCAGUCGAUUGUAAUUAUUACCGAGUACGCACACUAUUCGCAGAACCUUCGAUCGCAUGAAAGAUGAUAUUUUUUUCCACUUUUAAUCUUUGUAGUAAACUACAAAAUCUAGAUGAAAAAAAAGACAUAAGUUAGAUCUGCAUUUAGAAAAGAAAUCGUUGUAUAUAUUGUAAGCGAGAAACUUUUUCUCAUUCUAAGCAUGAGGACCAUCAAAGUACAGUAGAAUUAUUUUAAUUCUCCUGAUAAAUGAGCUGAAAUUAGUCAUGUAAUGAGAUAAAGUAGACUGCACAGAUAAAGAUCACAGAUUAAAAUAUUAUUCUAUUAUGCUAAUUAAACAAAUUUUGAAUCUGUAAAAGUUAUUUAUUAAAAGAGAAAAAGAGAAAAAGUUGUCCAUCGGAAAAAGAAGGAAUUUAAUCUUUAACGAACAACAAUUAUGGUCUCUUGUUCCCUGUAAACCAUAGUCUAGUCCGCGUAUGGGCGUGUCCGUAUAGUGUUCUAAGUCAUUCGCUAUUUACUAAUUUAUGUUCGACAUUUUCUUGUGAACGAUAUCUAUUUAGCGUACCUAUGAUUCAGAGUAUUGUAAACGAUAUGUUUCGCGAGUGUUCGCGACGAAAUUUCCAAGUUAAUUAGUGCCACUAUCAUAAUAUAGUUAUUGAACUUUCUAGUCUAUUGCUAGCGACUCUAUUUUUUUAAAAGUAUUGUACCACGUUACGUUUGCGACUAUUGUCAUGUCAAUUAUAAAGAAGUCUCUAAUUAUUGUGAUUAUAAAUCAAAUGUUAAUGAAAUAAAAGGGAGUCUAGGCGA